This is a messenger RNA of Dibothriocephalus latus, 396 nucleotides long. The record is from the annotation of a GenBank genome assembly. Lineage: Eukaryota; Metazoa; Platyhelminthes; Cestoda; Diphyllobothriidea; Diphyllobothriidae.
UUCUUCUUCGUCUUCUUCUACUUCUUCUUCUUCUUAUACCUCUUCUUCUUCUUCUUCUACUUCUUCUACUUCUUCUACUUCAUCUUCUUCUUCUUCUUCUACUUCUUCUUCUUCUUUUUCUUCUACCUCUUCGUCUAUUUCUUCCUAUUCAUCUUCUUCUUCUUCUACCUCUUCUUCUUCUUCUUCUUCUCCUUCUUCUUCUUCUUCUUCUUCUUCUUCUUUCUUCCUCUUCUUCUUUUUUUCUUUUUCUUCUUCUUCUUCUCCUUCUUCUUCUUCUUCUUCUUCUUCUUCUUCUUCUUCUUCUUCUUCUUCUCCUUCUUCUUCUUCUUCUUCUUCUUCUUCUUCUUCUUACCUCUUCUUCUAUUUCUUCCUAUUCUUCUUCUUCUUAUUCAUUAA